UUUUUUUUUUUAAAUCAAUUUUUAAAAAUCUCGUUGUUAAUUAAUUUAUUUUAUUAUUUUUUAAUUAGUACAAUUUAAAUCAAAAAUGUCGUUAAAUAUUAAUUUAUUAAAUAGCUUAAUUGUUGUGAUAAUCGCGACAUUUUUUAUGUCGUGUAAAUGUUCCGAUGAUAUUACCACCUUUCCACCCCCUUGCAAUAGUACAAUAUACUGUCAUGGCGAAUUACUGCACACAAUCCAAAUGGCUCAUUUAUAUCCCGAUUCCAAAACAUUUGUCGAUAUGAAAUUACGGCGUCCACCAAAUGAAACAUUGGAAUCAUUUCAACGAUUUAUGAAUGAUACAAACAAUAAUCCUAGCAAAAAGAACAUAGCCGACUUUGUAAAUGAACACUUCGAAAAACCGGGAAAAGAAUUUGAAGCAUGGCAAUUAGCUGAUUGGAAAGCAAAUCCAAAAUUUUUACAAUCAAUCCAUGAUCCAGAAUACAAACAAUGGGCAUCAAAAUUAAAUAGUUUAUGGAAUUUUCUCGGUCGUAAAAUGAUUGACGACGUUGAAAAAAAUCAGGAUUUAUAUUCGAUUAUUUAUGUUCCAAAUCCAGUGGUUGUACCUGGUGGAAGAUUCCGUGAAUUUUAUUACUGGGACUCGUAUUGGAUUAUCAAAGGUUUACUCUACUCAGAGAUGUAUGACACAGCACGAGGGAUGUUACUCAAUUUCUUAUCAGUUGUGGACAAAUACGGGUUUAUUCCAAACGGAGGUCGAAUUUACUAUGCGCGUCGAUCUCAACCACCACUAUUAAUUCCAAUGAUCCAGGCGUAUUAUGAAGAAACAAAAGAUAUUCAAUUUAUUAAAGAUAAUAUUGAUACCAUGGAAGCAGAAUUCCAAUUUUGGUACAAUAAUCAUACGGUCCAAAUACCGAUGAAUGGACGAUAUUAUCAGUUGUUUAUUUAUAAGGAUUAUAGUUCAGGACCCCGACCAGAAUCGUAUCGUGAGGAUGUUUUGACUGCACAGCAUUUUACAACUGAACGUGACAAGCAUGAAUUUUAUGCUGAAUUAAAAGCUGCUGCUGAAUCUGGGUGGGAUUUCUCAAGUCGAUGGUUUAUUCGAGAUAAUGGUGAUCGUGAAGGUAAUUUAACUCAUUUACAUACUCGAUCGGUAGUACCAGUUGAAUUAAACGCAUUUAUGUACUGGAAUGCAAGAUUAUUAAGAGACUAUCAAAUAUAUUUAAACAACGACACCGCCGCUGCAUAUUACUCACACUUAGCAGAAAAAAUCAAGGAUGCUGUAACAGCUGUACUAUGGGACGACAAAGAAGGUGUUUGGUUAGAUUAUGAUUUAAUUAACCACCGUAGACGUGAUUACUUCUAUCCAACGAACAUAGCACCAUUAUGGACUGAAUGCUACGAUAAAUCCACAAAUAUUACGGAUCAAGUUAUGCAAUAUUUAUGGCGACAAAAUGAAAAGUUAAUAUCAAUAGCAGCGACUUCAACUAAAAAUCAUUUGGGCGGAAUUCCAACCACGCUGUAUCAUUCGGGUGAACAAUGGGAUUAUCCAAAUGCAUGGCCACCAUUACAGUAUAUUAUGAUAAUGGCAUUGAAUAGCACGGGAAAUGAGUAUGCGCAAGAAUUAGCUUUUGAAAUAUCUGAUCGUUGGGUGCGAACUAAUUUUAUUGCUUUCAAUGCAACGAAUAGUAUGUAUGAAAAGUACGACUCUAGAGAAAUUGGUGGCCAUGGAGGCGGUGGUGAAUACGAAGUACAAUUAGGUUUUGGAUGGACAAAUGGUGUUAUUUUAGAAUUAUUAGCAAAAUAUGGUGAUCGUUUGACGGCUGUUGAUCAGUUUGAUAAUGCUAUUGAAAAAGAUCCACAAGUUGUGACAAAUUUACCACCAUAUGUGAUACAAGCCGCUGGCGGUAGUGAAGCUAGAACUUUUAUAACAGCUUUACUUGUUAUUACAAUUUCCUUGGCUGUUGGAUUCAUAGGAACUGUUGCAUGCAGAGUAUAUUUAUCUCAACAAGACUACAAAUCAGCACCAUCUGGUCGAUUUAAAUCCCAAUACAAAGAACUAAGAAAUAUUUAUGGAGAUGUUUCAAGACGACCAAGAUAAUCAAAAGACGAUAUGUCAACAAAACAGGGGAAAAAAAACUAUAUAUAGUAUUAACCAACAAAUUCAAAAAAAAAAGAACUAAAUACAAGUCGAAUUCUAAGUUAAAUAAUAUGGUUAACGUAAAAUUUUUAUAAAUAUUAUUAGAGCCGAUUCUUAUACUAAGAAUGAUGGUUAAACUAUAGUUUCAUUUUUAUAUAAUAGAGGGCUGUGAAAUCGUAAUAAAUAUAUAUGCGCAUGAUCAUACACGGCGCGCAUACGUGUAAUUGUUUUUGUAUAUUGUAUUUUAAAAAUACCCAAGGUCCCAUAUUAUUUUCAUGGAAUCGACUUGUAUUUGUGUAAAUUGACGACUGAAGAAUUUGAAUUUUUAUUUAUUUGAAAAAAAAAAAGUAGUAAAACAAAAAACUUAGCGUUUUUUUCUUAAUUUUUGUUUUCGGGGCCUCAACAUGAAAUACGUUACAUUUAAUAAACAGCUCUUUUGGCUACCAUUUAUAUUCACUCAUAUUUUCUAACUUUGAAAUCCCUAAAAAAAUUUAUUGUUCUGAGAAAAUCGAAAAUCGUACAAUUUUAUAUGUGCAAAAGUUCGGGUGUUUUCUUGCAAUAGGGGAAGAAAAUUUGCAAAUAAUAGGACAUUAAAAUUGAAUUAAACAGGGCCGUAAAGAGAAAAUCGCAACUCUAAAUACAUGACAUAAAAGAAAACCGGAUACAUUAGUUAAAAAAGUAUCGGGAAGUAUGCCUUAUUUGACGCACAAAAAUUACACCAAUCUUCAAAACACUGUUUUUAUUAAGGACUUUUGGUAAAUCCAACAGUGGUAUCACAGAAUGGCAUAUUUAGUUUCGGAAACAAAAAGAAAUCCGGCGGAGCCAAAUCUGGUGAUUGACAAUUGGAGAUAUUGAAAUUUUUUCCGAUUCUCAUGAGCCUUUUCUAUUUUUUUUAUUCAAAAGAACAAAAUCCUUCCCCCUUCUACUCUUCCCAUUCCUUUCCUUGCUUUGUACGUAUUUUAUGUACGGUGGUCCCUUAUUUAAGUUCAAAA
This is a messenger RNA of Chrysoperla carnea, 3126 nucleotides long. Its product is annotated as trehalase. The record is from RefSeq and is a predicted model, not a curated record. Gene Ontology annotation, biological process: trehalose catabolic process. Gene Ontology annotation, molecular function: alpha,alpha-trehalase activity. NCBI's taxonomy places the organism in Eukaryota, Metazoa, Arthropoda, Insecta, Neuroptera, Chrysopidae. The transcript is spliced from 6 exons. Bases 86 to 2095 code for a protein of 669 amino acids.